AUGACUGAGGAAGAAAAGAAGAAAACCAAAUUAACUCCUCAACAAAUAAUGGAAGCAAAAGACGCAUUCGAUUUCUUCGAUCGUAACUCUCAUGGUAAAGUUAGCGAAAAUGAACUUGUUACAGUCAUGAGAUCUCUCCGACAAAAUUCAUCACAGAAAUUUUGA
Messenger RNA from Trichomonas vaginalis G3, 165 nucleotides. RefSeq names its product calcium-binding protein family. Gene Ontology annotation, molecular function: calcium ion binding. The transcript has a single exon. Bases 1 to 165 code for a protein of 54 amino acids. NCBI's taxonomy places the organism in Eukaryota, Parabasalia, Trichomonadida, Trichomonadidae. The record is from RefSeq and is a predicted model, not a curated record.